AUGGAAAUCGACGCUCUCAUGAGAGAACGCGAAGACCGCCUCGGUCUUCGAGAUUUAGCCCUCGAAAAAGAGAGUGAAAGGGAGGAUGAAAUCAAUGCACUGGAACAAGAGCGACAGGAAUUGGAACUACGAUUGUUUGAGAUGGAAGAAAGGGUUAUUGAAGCCCAGCAGGAAAGAGAAAGAUAUCAAGCACUUGCACAGCUAGCGCAAAAUGAUGCUGAUCGACUUGAGGAUGAAAUAAUCGUGAGAAUCAAUGCUAUGGAAAAUGAAGAAGAAAACAACGACGAGGGUUUCGUAGAGGUGGAUGAAGAUUUGGAUGAUCUGAGCGACGAAGAGAAUGCUGAUUGA
This is a messenger RNA of Oikopleura dioica, 348 nucleotides long. The record is from the annotation of a GenBank genome assembly. Lineage: Eukaryota; Metazoa; Chordata; Appendicularia; Copelata; Oikopleuridae.